This is a messenger RNA of Plasmodium gonderi, 261 nucleotides long. RefSeq lists its product as hypothetical. NCBI's taxonomy places the organism in Eukaryota, Apicomplexa, Aconoidasida, Haemosporida, Plasmodiidae. Bases 1 to 261 code for a protein of 86 amino acids. The transcript has 3 exons. The record is from RefSeq and is a predicted model, not a curated record.
AUGAAUAACAAAGUUAGUGUACCAUACGAGACGUGUGAACUAAGGAAUGUUACUUUUGAGCUACCUAAAGAAUUUCAUCCAAAUGUAAAAUAUGGCUUUAUCAGAAAUUUCCUAUUUGGAAAAUAUACCUUCUACUACUUUAAAGGCAUUUUUAAGGUAUCAACAAAGGUGGCUGCAGGUUUUCUACUUUUUUAUUACCCUUUGGAUAAAGUCCACUGCAACAUUCGUAGAUUUAAAAAUAAUCUGAAGAAGCAGGAUUAA